AUGAACGACGAACAGCUCGAGACCGCGGUCAGGAGCUUUUAUCACGAGACUUCAGAUACCCUCACAAAUCGUCGACAAUAUCCUACUGAGGAAGACAUUGAACGGGCGGCUAAAGUCUGGCAUCACAAAGACUACUACGAGAACGCUGCACGACAUAAAUUAGAGACGCCAUUAUCUCUGAAUAUGGCAGAGCAGUAUGCGCUGGUCAAGGAGGUUGACCAUCCCUUCUCCGAAAGGGGUAUGUGGACGGUCAUCUUCACUAGUAGUCAGAAUGGUGCAAACCUGUUUGCAAGAUACUGGAUUAGCAGCUCCAGUGACCAGCCUGUCAACUCCAGAUUUGCUUUCGCGAAUGCUGCCGUAUACUUUAGUGCCGCAGUCUUGGGUUGCCCUCUUGCUGCACCACUUAACACACUCCUCGGUCGUCGCGGUGCCAUCAUUGUCGCUGCUUUUCUUAUUCUUGUAUCUUCAAUAGGAUCAGCAUGUAUUCCACUUCCAACUUCGGACAACGAUCCAGCUCGAGAUGGUACUUGGGCGCUCGUAGCAGGCAUUCGGAUCAUCGGAGGCGUCGGUAUGGGUCUCAAAGCAACCAGUACCCCAAUCCUGGCAGCCGAGACUGCAGUGGGAUCUUGGAGAGGCUCUAACAUUCUAAUGUGGCAGUUGUGGGUUGCGUUUGGUAUCAUGAUGUCUUUCGUUGUCAACAUCUGUUUGAACCAAAUCAACGACAAGAAAUUGACCCUCCGCUUGAUUUUAGGCUCUCCUGCAGUCUUUGCACUAAUUCUGAUUCCUGAGAAGGCCUAUGCAUCUUUGCAGAAGCUCCGAAAUACAAAACUCCAAGCGGACCGCGAUCUCUUCGCGACACACCAGGGAAUAGUCAAUGAGAUUAGAAUGGAAAGAGACGAUGAUGGGUUAAGCAGUAGUGGCUCUCUUCGCUACGUAACAAGGUAUUGUAAUAUCUUCAAGUACCGUCGUCUUCGCAACGCUGCAAUUACCACUGGCAUCGUGGCUUUAUCACAACAACUCUCAGGCAUAAAUCUUAUGGCUUUCUACGGCGGGACCACGCUUGUGGGAAUCACUCCUGGUAAUGUUCCUGACGGGGGUCAAAUUAUGAAAGCGAUGGUAUACAACUUGAUCUUUGGAUCCAUAAACUUCCUCUUUUGCUUGCCAGCCAUCUACUACAUCGAUACUUUAGGGAGACGAAAAAUUCUUCUCUACACCAUCCCAGGCAUGGCAAUAGGGUUAAUGGCCGCAGCAGUGAGCUAUGAUCAGGUAACAAUCGAGGUCGUCGCUUUCUGGAUCUUCUUUCACACGGCCUUUUAUAGCCCUGGCAUGGGCCCCGUUCCCUUCGUACUAGCAGCUGAAAGCUUUCCUUUAGCCUAUCGAGAAACAGGCGCCUCUUUCGCGAUAACGAUAAACUUCCUCUUCGCGGGCCUUCUUGCUUGGCUCCAGCCUUUGCUCGUCGCUGGGGUAAAGUUUGGCGGCACACUUGGUGUCUUUUCUGGCCUUAACGUCAUAUCAUUCUUCCUCAUAUUUUUCCUUGUCGAAGAAACCCACGGCAACGAUCUGGAAUAUCUUGGGAGAGUGUUUAGACGUUCAAAGCUGGAGUUUGCUCGCCAGCAAUUUUACAAACUUGUGCCGUUUUCUGGCAAGGCAGGUCAAGACCAAGACCGUGAGAUCUCUUCGCAAAGCGAUCAUGGAAAUGAGAAUUCUUCGGAGGGUACAAGAAUGGAUAGCCUCAACAUGACUAGGGCGGUCAACACCAACACCAACGCCAACAUUUAA
Messenger RNA from Fusarium graminearum PH-1, 1779 nucleotides. RefSeq lists its product as uncharacterized. The record is from RefSeq and is a predicted model, not a curated record. Gene Ontology annotation, molecular function: myo-inositol:proton symporter activity. The transcript has 9 exons. The coding region runs from base 1 to 1779 and encodes 592 amino acids. Lineage: Eukaryota; Fungi; Ascomycota; Sordariomycetes; Hypocreales; Nectriaceae. Gene Ontology annotation, biological process: transmembrane transport. Gene Ontology annotation, cellular component: membrane.